GGCGCGGACGGACUGACGGACAGGUACUCUUGCCGACUGACAGACCGGCCGACGACGGCGGUGAGAGGGCUGCUGGCGCGACUCGGGCCGCGAUGUGGCGGUGAGAGGGGCAGCGCGGCGCGGCCGCGGCGCCAUGGAGACAGAGGGCCUGGUCUGGCUGCUGGAGCCGCUGCGCCAGCUGGUGGCGUGGGGCGCGGCCGGCGCCAUGGUCUUCGGCGGCGUGGUGCCCUACAUCCCGCAGUACCGCGACAUCCGUAGGACGCAGAACGCCGACGGCUUCUCCACCUACGUGUGCCUGGUGCUGCUCGUGGCCAACAUCCUGCGCAUCCUCUUCUGGUUUGGAAGGCAGUUCGAGGCCCCGCUGAUGUGGCAGAGCAUCAUCAUGAUCCUGACCAUGCUGCUGAUGUUGCGCCUCUGCACCCAGGUCCGCGUGAGCAACGAGCUGAGCCUCAAGCGCCGUGCCUUCACAGAUAGUAAGGAAGAAGAGGUCAGAGCCCCCCUCAGGCGGUCCUACCUGGACUUCGACCCGCACCACUUCUGGUGCUGGAGCAGCUUCUCCGACUACCUGCAGUGUGUGCUGGCCUUCUCGGGUGUGGCGGGCUACAUCACCUACCUGUGCAUCGACUCGGCCCUCUUUGUGGAGACGCUGGGCUUCCUGGCUGUGUUCACGGAGGCCAUGCUGGGUGUGCCGCAGCUCUGCCGUAACUACCACCACCGCUCCACCGAGGGCAUGAGCAUCAAGAUGGUGCUGAUGUGGACCAGCGGGGACACCUUCAAGACAGCCUACUUCCUGCUGCAUUCCGUGCCGCUACAGUUCUCCGUGUGUGGCCUGCUGCAGGUGCUUGUCGACCUGGCCAUCCUGGGGCAGGCCUAUGCAUACGCCCACCGGUCCUCCAAGCCAGUACCCCACACCACCCACCCUGCCAGCGCCAAGGCCCUCUGAAGCCUGGGGCUAGACCUGACACCUGCUGUCUGCAGGGCCGGAGGCCCGGGUGGGAGAGGAGGCUGAGGUGAGAAGCUCUUGGGGUGCAGGCCCAAGGCAGGGGGCACAGUGCUCUUCAUUUGGGGAGCCCAAAGGUGGGUUUCCGCUGCCCUUCCGUGACUGGGCAAGUAAGCCUUCUCCAGGCCGUCAACACUGGCUGGACUGUGCCACUCGAGCGAAGGCUCUACCAAGCACCGGGCAGGGCUGGGCAGCACGACACCCAGGCGGGGUGGGUGAGAACAGGGGCAGACCUGGUGUUGGGGCGCAGCCUGAGGCCCUGCACGAUGGCAUGUGAUGGAGGUGGCCCAGAUACUGCCCGAGUCCUUCUUGUCCUUGCUGUCUGUGGGGCAGAGCUAGCUCUCCAAGAUCCGGAGUGGGGUAGAGUCUGGCCCGCCUUCGUGGCUGCACGGCUUUUCUGUUCCUGAGGGUGAGUGGGGGAGCUGACAGGACUGAGCUGCUUGGGGAUAUGGGCAUUGAACCUCUGACGGCUCUGAGCAGGACCCUGGACCUCGCUGUGGGGACGAGGCCCUGGUUAGGGCAGGCCCCACCCCCAGGAGUGCCCUAUACCUCAGAUCCCGCUUGGGCUGAAAGUGACCUUACAGGCUUGGGCCCGCCUCUGCCCCCUGCUCCCCUAAGUCCAGUCUCAGGGGUUCACACAGACUGUGCCCACAGCCAUCACCUUCUGCUGGGCGGAGGAGCCAGCUGUUGUGGGACGGUGUGGAGGCAACCCCAGGCUGGGGCAGACCAUGGAGGCCAUCCUCCACUCUGGCUGGGCCACACUCAGUUGCAGCCUCUGCAGAGCACAUCCCCAGUGACUGGGUGAAUGGGCUCCCAUCUGGCCUUGGGGCCCGUUUCAAUCAAUAAAGGACUACAGACAAUG
Messenger RNA from Echinops telfairi (small Madagascar hedgehog), 1862 nucleotides. RefSeq names its product solute carrier family 66 member 2 (gene SLC66A2). Lineage: Eukaryota; Metazoa; Chordata; Mammalia; Afrosoricida; Tenrecidae. The record is from RefSeq and is a predicted model, not a curated record. The transcript is spliced from 6 exons. Gene Ontology annotation, biological process: phospholipid translocation; retrograde transport, endosome to Golgi. Gene Ontology annotation, cellular component: trans-Golgi network; endosome. The coding region runs from base 134 to 943 and encodes 269 amino acids.